Molecule: messenger RNA, 7221 nt
Organism: Mytilus californianus (California mussel)
Lineage: Eukaryota; Metazoa; Mollusca; Bivalvia; Mytilida; Mytilidae
Product: protein-methionine sulfoxide oxidase mical3b-like
Exons: 28
Coding region: 216-7115 (2299 amino acids)
Molecular function (GO): FAD binding; protein binding
Source: RefSeq, a predicted model, not a curated record
CAGGUGUCCUUGCCAUUUAAUUUCAAUGGCUGUGUAUCAGAAAUGACGAAUUUCUUAGUCAACAAGGCCUACUCUAUUCUUGCGUAACUUGGGAUCGAACCAGCAUCUUUUAUAACAGAUGAAUAGGUGAGGAUAGGUUUAUGUGUAGGAAUUCUUUUGUUUAGCCUGGACUUGGAAACUUUUCUCAUAUAAAUGCAAGGUAACAGACAUGCAGUAUGAAUGGAGGUGAGGCUGCCUCGUUGGCUUGGCAGUUUGAAAACUUCACCAAGGCAGGCACGUGUAAAUCCGUAUUAUCUACAUUCCAUGACCUCUGUGAUGCAGCAGGACUGAAACAUGACACGCACGCCAACUUUUAUCGUAGACUGAAAUCUAAGAUAAACUUCUGGAAGGCUCAGAAUAUCUGGGUUAAACUUGACAAGCAUGCUUCCAGGAAGGAAUAUCGUAGGGGAGAAGCCUGUGCUAAUACAAAUGUGUUGGUAAUAGGUGCUGGACCAUGUGGACUGAGGACUGCUAUAGAAUUAGUAUUACUUGGAGCUAGGGUUGUAGUGGUAGAAAAAAGAGACAGUUUCUCACGAAACAAUGUACUCCAUCUCUGGCCAUUCCUUAUCACUGAUCUCAAAAAUCUUGGGGCCAAAAAGUUUUUUGGAAAAUUUUGUGCUGGUGCCAUAGACCACAUCAGCAUCAGACAGUUACAAUGUAUACUCAUGAAGGUUGCCCUCCUCCUGGGAGUAGAGAUCCAUGUCAAUACCUCAUUUGAUGGCUUGAUAGAGCCACCUACAGAGCAAUCUCACAAAACAGGAUGGAGGGCUAAAAUUACACCAGAAGAUAGUCCUGUCGCUGAGUUUGAAUUUGAUGUGUUAAUUGGAGCUGAUGGCAAAAGAAAUACACUGCAGGGAUUCAAGAGGAAAGAAUUUCGAGGAAAACUUGCCAUAGCCAUCACAGCCAAUUUCAUUAACCGUAAUUCACAACAAGAGGCCCGUGUGGAGGAAAUCAGUGGUGUAGCAUUUAUAUUUAACCAAAAAUUCUUCAAAGAUCUAAAUGAAAAGACUGGAAUUGAUCUGGAAAAUAUUGUUUAUUAUAAAGAUGACACUCAUUAUUUUGUUAUGACAGCUAAAAAAUCUAGUCUUCUGGAUAAAGGAGUUCUUUUGCAGGAUCACCCAGACACAGCCACACUGUUAUCACAGCAGAACGUAUGUAAAGACAAAUUACUGAACUAUGCCAAAGAGGCUGCUGAUUUCUCCACCAAUCAACUUCUUCCUCAUUUAGACUAUGCCAUUAACCAUUAUGGGCAACCAGAUGUCGCCAUGUUUGACUUCACAUCCAUGUUUGCUGCAGUUAAUGCUUGCAGGGCUGUUAAAAGAAAUGGUCAUACAUUACUCAGUUGUCUUGUGGGAGAUAGCUUGUUAGAGCCUUUCUGGCCUACAGGUUCAGGUUGCGCCCGAGGUUUUCUGGGAGGAUUUGAUGCAGCAUGGAUGGUAAAGAACUGGGCUUCUGGGAAGAUGACACCAUUACAAGUCAUUGCAGAGAGAGAAAGUAUUUACCAAGUGUUAUCUCAGACUACUCCGGAAAAUCUUAACAAAAAUUACACUGAGUAUGGCUUAGAUCCCAAUACAAGAUAUUCCAAUAUGAACAUGAGGACAGUGUUACCACAACAAGUAAGGCAUUUAUAUGACACAGGAGAUGGUACAUACAGUGAUGAAAUUAUAGAGGUACCUGCUAAACGACCAAGGAAUGAUGAGUAUAUUGACAGUUAUUCCCUAUUACGCUGGUGUCAGAGAGUAUUGAACAAUGGGUCGUAUCGAAAUGUACACGUAAUAGAUCUGACAGCAUCCUGGAGGAGUGGACUGGCUCUUUGUGCUCUUAUACAUUACUUUAAACCUGAUCUCAUAGAUUUCCAAUCAUUAUUAUCUAACGAACCAGUCCAGAAUAACCAGUUAGCAUUCACCGUGGCAGAAUCUUCACUAGGUAUAAAGCCUAUGAUGACACCGCAGGAGAUGAUGAACUGUUCCCUUCCUGACAAACUCACCAUGGUCUCGUUUCUGUCUCAGUUCUAUCAUAAAUUCAAGAAGGAAAGACUUGCAAAUGCUGAAUCUUCCAGUACUGUGUUGUUGAGAGAUGAGCCACAGAAAUCCCACAAAUCUCCUUUAAGUAGACUGUCAAUACUUCAAAAACUUAGAAAUAGUGCCAAAUUCAGAUCUAAAAAGAGAAAAGAUAAAGAUGAAGAUAAAGUCAUUGAAUCUUCUCUGUCCAAACGAAAACAUAAAUCUCCAGAGCAUUUUGAGAAGACAGAAGUAGAGUUAACGAAAUAUAACAAACUGCCAAUGGAGGAGAUUGCUAAUAAACUUGACAUGAAUCAGAAGUUCAAGGACAUCAGUAAUCAAAAUAAGAUUGACAUUGAAGGCAAUGUCAAGGUCAGUGCCAUGGCAGAGAUUCUGGCCUCCAAGUUCCAGAGUCAAUCAGAACAAGCUGUAAACCAAACACCUGUCAAGAAACUGAAGACACCAGGUGUUUUAUUGGCAGCACAACCAGUGAGUGAAACCUGUUACUUCUGUAAGAAACGUGUCUACCUAAUGGAGAGGAUGAGUGCAGAGGGUCUGUUUUUCCACCGAGGAUGUCUCAAAUGUGAUUACUGUGACGUUGGAUUACGCCUGAAUAAUUAUAGUGCUGAUAAACUGCCCACUGGGGAUGUGAAGUUCUUCUGCUUCCGGCAUUCCAGAUUAGAAAUGAGAUUUUCGAAAUUUAAAAGAAAAAGAGGUUACAAUGAAGAAGAGGAACAGAUUAAGGAAAAUAUUCCAAAGGUUGUCAUUGAUGCUGGUCCAUCACCAAAACCUGAGAGGAGAACAUCUCCCAAGAAAAUUCCAUCCCCACUAACCCCUCCGUUAAGCCCACCUGAUGAUGAGCCUAAACCAAAGAAGACCCCAGAGCGUAUAGAGUUUGAGAACAGUAUAGAUGGUCUACAAGAGGAGUCUGAGGAGGAGCUUACAGAACAUAAUCUGAGGGCGUCCAUGUCAUCUGAUGCCUUACUACUGGACAUGGACGAUGACCUCAGUGAUUCAGAUUUAGAUGAUUUAAUAGAUUAUGAGAUGGCUCACACACUGAGUCAAUGGCCAAGUGAUGAUGAAGAACUAAAUGAGGUCCUCAAUGAGACCGUGGGACACAGCAAAGAUCUGACUUUAGAGGAAGCAUUACAGGUCGUGGAAACAUUGAAAAGAAAGUCACAUGAAAAUCUACUGGACGCUCUGAAACUUGAAAGUCAGAUACAAUAUGAAAAGAUGAACAAACCACCAGAGGAGGAAGAAGAGUCAGAGGCUGACUCUGAUACAGAGGAACAUGAUGAUUCUACAAGUGAAACUGAGAAAGAAACGGACCCCAGUAAGGAUAGUGAACCUAGUCAACAGAAUGGUAAAUUACCUCUUGAUAUAAAUCAGGCUAACAGUCCAUCAGCAAUGAAAUCAGCCAGAGCUAACUUCUUUAACACCGCGCCUGAACCAGUCAGAUUAGACCCAUGGAAAAUGUUUGACAUGGGUAAUAAAACAGAAGAAAAGAAAGAGGAAAAGAAAUCUGAAUCAGAAGAAGAGGAAGAGGAAGAAUUUGUAGAAGAAGAAAUAAUAGAAAUUGAAGAAUGGGAACAAAUAGCUGAUGAAGCAGAGAAAAUAAUCAAAAACGUUAAUGGUGAACUCAGUGAUGAAGAUCAAGAAGAAAAUGUGCACGAAGAUCAGGAAGAAAAUGAGGAAGAAAAUAAGCAAGAUACUGGUGACGAGUUUGAAGAAGUGUUUGAAAGUGAUGAUGAAAAUAUGUCUGAAGGUGAAAAUGAUAGAACUGCACUGAAAAAUGAAAUGGAGAAAUUAUUGGCUGAUUUUGAUCAUAAAUCAUCUGUCAGCAGUGGUGAUCAUAUUUUAAAAACGGAUAGUUCUUCAGUUUGUGAUGAAGAAUUGGUGAUGUCAGACGAUAAUAGAUAUGUGAUGUCAGAGGAUAAUCAUGCCGAUAUUGAAUGUGAAGAGGAGGAUCGUGUCUCUAUAAAUAAUUCAAAAAGGACAAGCAGCAAUAGUAGUUCUAAAAAUACAACUCAGGCUGUCUUAGAAAGUGUUAGAAAUAUGGAAAGUUCUGAGGAAAAUAAAGACUUCACAGGUAUUGAUGAUAGAUUUGUGACAUGUUCUAGAGGCAGGGGUAGAAAUCAAACCCCUGGUAAGAAAAGGUAUAGGAAUUCAUUUGGAUCUGAUUCAAGCUUUACAAUCUCAACUCCGAGUAAUUCUGCUCAUUCCUCAUUAACUUCUCUUUCGGAAGACAAUAAGAAAUAUGCUGGAGACGACGAGCGGGAGGAUGAUACCCCUGAUAAUGAUUUGGACGAUGAUAUUUUCCGUCAGUAUCAAGUGACGAUAAGUCAGAAACUUGAUGAUGAUGACGAAGAAUACUCAGAGGAAGUGACUCCUUGUGUUAUUGAUAAUUUGGACGAUACGUUAAAUGCCGAGAAGGAAAUUGAAAUGGAUAAUGAACAGAAAGAAGUCGAUAAAAGUAUUUAUGAAACCCCGAAUGCAAGUGUUACUAGUGAUACAUUUGUGUCUGCAGGGAAUUCAAUUAAUAUGAAUAAUAAUUAUGAAAAGUCUUUGAUUUUGGAAUCUAACGAAUUGGAAAGUUGUGAAAAAUGUAUCAGUGAUGGUAGUGUACUCAGUUCUGAUAAAAAUAGUGAAACUAAUGAUGUGACUUCUCAUAAAAGAGUUAUCUCCCCUCAGAUCAGUAGUGAUGGUAGUGAAAUAAGCAAUGAACAAAAUGUUGUUAGUAAUCAGAAAAAAGUAAUAGCACCAUUGAUUAAUAGUGAUGGGUCUGUGUGGAGACCUUUGCCGAAAUUACCAGAUCAUUUAAAUAAACAACAGCAAAAGGAACAAAUUUACGAUAAUGCGAGUCCCCGUAAAAGUUCCACUUCUCCAAAAAUUUCAAAGAGUAAGAAACUGCUACAAAGACAAAAGAAACUUCCAUUAGAUUCAGAACAAUCAAAUAAUGUAAAAAGUUCUGAAAGAAAAUUAAUUACAAUUGAUAAAAGUUUAGAGCUAAUUAAAAGUCCUUCUAAAGUUAUUGAGCAGAGGAAGUCAGUUGAUGAUUUUAACAAUGAUGUGCAGUAUUCUGUUAAUGAAAGUAUAGAGAAAAAUUUGUCUGUUACUGAAGGGAGAAAGCUGCCUGAUAUUAGCAAUAUGAAGAGUAGAAUUACUCCUCCUGGAUUCCAAAGUGAGUUUAUGAGGAAACGUCUUGGAUCUCCAACUUCAUCAGGAUCAAAGACGCCAUCUAGUCCCGAAUUGACACAAUCUGUUUCAACCAGUACAAAUACCCCUAGUGUUCUUUCAGAUACCCCUGAUAUUAUAAAAGAUGUAAAUAUGAAGAAAACCAAAAUCUCAGUCGACAAAACAAAAUUAAUGGCAUUUAAUAGUAUUGAAGAUAGUUCGAGUCAGAAUGAAGAAGGUGCAAGGAAAAAAAUAGGUGUUGAUGUAAGUCUUAAAAAAAUUAGUCCCCCAGUCUUGUCAGUGGAACCCAAAAAUAUUGACAAUAUUCCGUUUGCCGAUGAUAGUGAAGAUGACUUUUUAGAGGAAAAAGAUCAGUUUUACACUCCGAAGACAUCUGUGAAAACAAAACCUGAUAAUAAGAUUGAAAUACAAAAUAAGGAUGUCCGUAAACGUAUCUUGCCUGUUCCUCCAACACCAAGUACACCAACUGCCGAUCAUAUCAGGGAACUAAAAAAGGAAGAAAUAAGUAAAGCUAGAGAAAAUGCUAGAUUGAAAGCUAGGUUGAAAAGUGAUGAGGAAUUAGGAUUAUCGGACAUAAAUUAUACCCCUAUUUCUGCAAAGAAAAUUCAACGGAAAUUGCGCAAAGAAUUGAGUACAGGAACUUCAAAUACGCCAAGUACAAGUGACAUGGUUUCAGAUAGUGAGGAAAACAAAAAAGUUGGGAUCUUGCAUUCUACACCUGUUAAUUCUGUGUUUAAGACACCAAAAUCAAAAGACAAGAAAAAGAAAAAGAAAGAAUCUAUAGAUAUAAUAGAAAGUGGAUUAUCAAAAGAAUCUGAUACCGAAACUCCUUCAAAAUCUACAAAGAAAAAGAAAUCCUUAUUACAAAUUCUAAAACCCAGUAAAUCUCCUGAACACUCUAAAGAAUUGAAGGACAAGAAUCGUUCCUCUUCUACUGACACACUGGAAGAAAAAUCAGCAAAGAAAAAGAAGAAGACUCCUAAAUCUGAAAAAAAGAAGAAACGACAAAAGUCUACAGAUGUAGUCGAAAUGAAAGAUUUACCGUCUGUAUUUUCUGAAAAAGUUAAACUUAGACAGAAUGGUUCACAGAAACGUCCAUCGUUAUUGCAGAGAAGAUCUAUGCCACCCAGAGCUGACUUUGAUGAGUUCUCAGAUUCAGACGAAAGUCAUUUAUCAGCAGAUGCUUCACUUAAUAGAAGAUCUAAGAGAAAUUUAACGGAGGAUGAACUGAAUAUAAAGAUAGCUCGCCGUGUUCAAUCAGCAGCUCGUAAACAGUUGAAGCAGAAAGAACAGAAGAGAUUGAGGAUAGCUCAGGAGAUUCAAAGACAACUAGAAGAGGUUGAUGUUAAACAAAAGGAGUUAGAGGAGAGAGGAGUUGUUGUGGAGAAAGCCCUAAGAGGAGAAGGAGAAGAAUCAGGGCGAGUUGAGUCAGAAUUGAUGCAGGAAUGGUUUAAUUUGGUAUAUGAGAAGAAUGCUCUCGUUAGAUAUGAAUCAGAACUGAUGGUCAAUGCCCAAUAUAUGGAGCUAGAAGACAGACAUGGGCGGUUAGAACAAGAACUAAGAGAAAGAAUGGCUAUCAACAAAACAGGUCGUAGAAGUAACCGAUUCUCGACAAGUGAGAUGAGUGAGGUUUAUUUACCUCGGAAAUAUGAACAAAAGACUCCUGAACAGGCUGCUGAGGAGAAACGAAUCCUUGAUGAAUUGUUAGAGGUUGUUGAGGAGAAAAAUAGCCUAGUUAAAAUGAUUGAAGAAGAUAGAGUCAGAGAACGAGAAGAAGACAGAGACUUGAUGCAGAUGAUGCGUGCCAAAGGUUUUGAUUUGGAUCCCAUCGAUCACACACGACACUUGAAGAAUUCAUGUGGAUUCCCAUUAUCAUGUUAACAAACUAUUUCAUAUGAUUUGUACUAAAACCAUAGAUAUAUGCCAUAUAAGACUUCUCUUCAUCUAAAGGGAUAUGAAAAUUUGACAGUACUUUAUUUUCAAAAGA